CAAGCCUUACCUGUGUCACCGUGUCCUCAUUGCUUCUGCACUCACCUCUGUGUGUCCCAGAGCCUGUGCGCUGAGACACUCGAGGAUUCUUUCCCUGGCUAUUGUGUCAGUUGCAGGGGAACUUUAUUCCUUCUUCGGGAGGACUAUCAGCAGGUGAUUUAGCCAGUGUCCUAUCUGCAAAGAAGACGGGUUCCAGCUCGGAGGGUUUUCUGUGUGGAGGGGAGAGAGGGUUGGGCUAAAACCCAGAUAAGAGCCCAGGUUAACCAUGCAGUGAAGAUGGGUGACUUGCCCACUGCCCAGAAUCACAACGAGUGUGUGGCAAAGCAGGGAAUUCAGCCAACGUCUCCACUGAGUCCCACUCCAGUACUUCCUUUUGUAUGUAUCUACUUUGCAGGGUUUGGCUAAUUAAUUAUUUCAGAUGCUUUGAAAUCCUCAGCUGAAAGGUGCUACAGAGGUGCAGACUGUGAUUACUGUUAGAGCAUACCGAAUAUUGAGACUGACAGGCAAUCUUGUACCGCAGAUUAGUUAAUGAGCAAAGCAGCAGUUCAAACGGGCUCCCAGGUGAAUGCACUGAAAUCACCCUCACUCAGAACAGCCGCUGGCUGGUUUCCUGUUUAUUUCAUGGAAAUAGAAUUGGUUCAUCACACCUGGUGUAUAUAAAGGGGCUGAAGGUCCUAAGUUGAGACCUGAAUCUGCUGGAGUCCUAAUUGCUACAUCGGAGGACCAGGAAGAUCACUUGGUCGUCUGGCCUUGUUGGUCAUCUGUAUUGCCAGUGCUUUCCGUCUUCCUUCAGAGAAACAAGCCAGGAAAAUGACGUCCUUGAAAGUUCUUGCUCUGCUCAUGGUCUCUCUGAGCCUUGUCCUGACGGAGGAGAAUGACUUCAGUGCCAACCCGAAGAGUCCCGGCGCCAGAGCCGUACAGCGACGCUACUCCGAGGCCAUCCUGGCCAGCGAUUACAGCCGGACCAUGGAUAACAUGCUCAAGAAGAACUUUGUGGAGUGGCUGUUGGCCAGAAGAGAGAAGAAAAGCGAUAACGCCAUCGAUCCAUCCAAGAGGGAAGCUGAACCCCAGCUGUCAGCUGUCAGUGGUCAAGGUUUGGAGCUGGCCUCCCAAGGGGCUCAGGACUUUUUAGUCUGGCUUCUAAAAAACAAAAGAAAACAGAGUCUUACUGCUCCCAAAGAAUCUGAUCCCUCGAAAGACGUUCUGAGCCAGGAGCUAUUGGCGUGGCUGAUGUCUGCUGAUCUCUGUAGACCAACGACUCAGUAGCCCCAAGACUCUCCAGAGGAGCUGUCUAUGCACUCUAACAACGGACGUGCUAAGAAUGAAGAAGGAUUUUGUAGCCACUUAGCUCAAUAUUCCCCCUCUGUGCAUAUUGUGCUCUUUGCUACUGUAAACAAUAAAGAAGG
Messenger RNA from Mauremys reevesii (Reeves's turtle), 1406 nucleotides. RefSeq names its product pro-glucagon-like. Gene Ontology annotation, biological process: regulation of insulin secretion; regulation of fatty acid biosynthetic process; response to starvation. Gene Ontology annotation, molecular function: glucagon receptor binding; hormone activity. The record is from RefSeq and is a predicted model, not a curated record. The coding region runs from base 811 to 1266 and encodes 151 amino acids. Gene Ontology annotation, cellular component: extracellular region. Lineage: Eukaryota; Metazoa; Chordata; Testudines; Geoemydidae. The transcript is spliced from 8 exons.